Messenger RNA from Necator americanus (New World hookworm), 246 nucleotides. RefSeq lists its product as uncharacterized. The transcript has 4 exons. Lineage: Eukaryota; Metazoa; Nematoda; Chromadorea; Rhabditida; Ancylostomatidae. The coding region runs from base 1 to 246 and encodes 81 amino acids. The record is from RefSeq and is a predicted model, not a curated record.
AUGCUCAAGGCACAUGCACAUGCAAGUCUGCUCUUCCUUGCGUACCGUGGAGCGCUGAACGAGCACGUCAGAAGGGUUUCCUUCCUGUUUCCUUCAAUCUUUUGCAAUUUCUAUGCUGGAGUUAGCGCUUGUGGACGGCCCACAAAGGACGUUGAGAAGGCGAGCAACACUGUUUCACCCACUCCAACACCGGCUUCGCCUUCCGAUUCCGUUCUCAAUAGGUAUGCUGAUGUCAGUGCGAACUGA